AUUUUGUGUAAAAGAUAACCCAGAGAUCAUUUCAAUUAAAAUUUCAUGUAACGGAGUUGUGCCUAAUGUGCAAAUCCUACCAUUGACUAAAACUAUUGAAUAUGGACGCCAUUUACUGUAUCGUAGAGAAGGGGAUCGCUUCAUAAUUAAAAAUGAUUCAAUUCUACCAAUCAUGUGGAAAGUUCGUAACGCCACCGAUUUCAUACAAGAUUUUAUAAUAUCUGAUACGUCUGGUAUAAUAGAACGAUAUGAAAAUCAAGUUGUCCCGGUUACAUAUAUUGCUUGUCGAGUUGGUGUCAUACAUCAGAAGCCGCUUACAAUUGACAUAUAUGAUGCUGAAGGAAGAGGCAAUCCAAUGAUUGAAGACGUUUUACUUCUAUCAGCAGAAUGCUACGAUGUUUUGGUUGAAUGUGCUUAUGCAAAUAUGACCGAAAAUUUCCUCAAUUAUGGAAAUGUGAAAGUUAACUCAACCGUCUAUCAGGAGAUGUAUCUCCUAAACAGAGGAAAAUAUAAUAUUUUUUACAAGUUAAAAAAAGUAAAAAAGUUUCCUGAACCUGCUUUGUUGAAGUCAUUCGAGGCUGUACCCGAGUUCGGUGUAAUACCACCGACGUUGAAACUGGUAACAAUAGAGUUUGAGUGUACUCCCACCACAUCUAUGAACCUAGUGAAUGUUCCGGCAUACAUUUGCUCCCUGUUGGACGGCAGUAAGAACCAAGUGGUCGUAGCUAAAUUCCCUGUCUGCGUUACAAUAGCUUCCUUCUAUAACACUUUCACCCUGUUUCCUCUGGGCGAACUAAACUUUCACAUCAUACCGGUGGGAAGUGGAGUGAUGAGAGAGGUUAUUUUAAACAACACAAGUAAAUGCCCUGUUACCUACGAGAUUGUUGUACCAGAAGAAUACCGACCGGAGCCAGCUGCUGAUCUUCAACCAGCCAAAGCCAAGCUAAAGGAUAACAAAAUAAAAAAUCCUCCAAUUAAAUGUGGUAACUUUGUUAUUAAUAACGACGAUAAUCUACUGGCCCCGGGAACAAGUCGAACUCUUAACAUCCAGUUUUUUGCCACUGCGGCAAAAACAUUCGAAGAAACUAUCAAAUUUAUAAUAAGCGAUACAUGCCCCGCCGAAGCCAGUGGUGUUCCAUUGAAGCUCGUGGGAACGGGUGCUGUGCCAACGAUAGACUUUUGGAACAUUGAGACAACAUUCAGAGAACAUCUCAUUGUAAAAGACUUGGCUGAGUAUAAAGUUCACGAGGCCUCACCUCAUUGUGUCUUCGUAGAAGAUUCAGUCUCUUUACAUUUCUUUGGAAUUACUGUAAAUAGAAGUUAUACAGCUGCAAUUGACUUGUACAACUGUGGUUUGGUAGCGUGCGCGUUGACAAUGAAAUUACACUAUCAAGCUAAUUCGAAUCCGGAAAUAUUUUCCCUGGAUAAGUAUGAAACACACAUUGAGCCCUUGCUACAUAAAAAUCUGGGUAUUAUCUUCAGCCCUAAGGAGCUUCUUGAAUACCGGGCUGUUCUGGAAGUCAAAUUAAAAUUAUUCGAUAAUCAAGAAAAAUCAUUCAAAAUAUGUUUAAUUGGAGAAGGCGUCAUACCGAGGAUACGUCUAAUUUCACCCCAGUUACGAUACCGGAGAAUUGCAUCGCUCAAGUUCCCAGUGACGUGUUUGGGAUCUGUGAGCACUCGAAACAUCCGUUUCAAGAAUGUCAGCAGCCUGAAGACAGAAGUAUCAGUUGGUGUUGAAGCAGCUAUGAUUGGUGAAAGACUCAUAUUUUGGAUCGCCGCCGCACCGUGUAGUGAGCAUAUGGUCUUAGACGGAACUAAAGGUAAAGUGCUUUGA
This is a messenger RNA of Leptidea sinapis, 1834 nucleotides long. RefSeq names its product hydrocephalus-inducing protein-like. Gene Ontology annotation, biological process: cilium movement; axonemal central apparatus assembly. Lineage: Eukaryota; Metazoa; Arthropoda; Insecta; Lepidoptera; Pieridae. Bases 173 to 1834 code for a protein of 553 amino acids. Gene Ontology annotation, cellular component: axoneme. The record is from RefSeq and is a predicted model, not a curated record. The transcript has 8 exons.